AUGGCACCUAAACGCAAGCGGGCUGGCACCGCAGGCUCCAAUGCCGCCGAGGUAAACAACGAUCUUACUAAGGACGCGUCCGGAGAGGACACCACUCAACAAACACCCCAGAACCUCAAGACGUCCAGAUCGCAAGAGAACAACAACCAAGAUCUGCCUAACAAGCGAUCUCGCUCAGAAAACAACACCCAGGAUGAUGAUGAAGAGGAAGAGCAGGACCUUGGUGUCAACGGUGAAGCUGGCACCAUGAAGAUGGAGGCUCCUCCCAAGGCUGGCUUGGUUGAUCCUGUUGGCUACAAGACCAACCCUCCUCCUGAAGGCCGCCCUGUGCGCAUCUAUGCUGAUGGUGUCUUUGACUUGUUCCACAUGGNNGGUAUGCAGCUUGCCCUUGUAUCUCUCCGAAACAGCCCAUUAACAGCUCCUAGACACAUGCGCCAGCUCCAACAAGCCAAAACCGCCUUCCCCAACGUACAUCUUCUCGUCGGUGUCACCGGCGACAAAGAGACCCACCGCCGCAAGGGUCUCACGGUGCUGAGCGGAAAGGAACGCGCCGAGACAGUGAGACACUGCAAAUGGGUGGACGAAGUCAUAGAAGACUGUCCCUGGAUUGUCGAUGUCGAGUUCCUCGAGAAGCAUGAGAUCGACUAUGUCGCUCACGACGACAUUCCCUACGGCGCCGACGAGGGCGAUGAUAUCUACAAGCCAGUCAAGGAAAAGGGCAUGUUCCUGGUUACUCAGCGCACCGAGGGUGUCAGCACCACUGGAAUCAUUACAAAAGACUACGAACAAUACAUCGCCCGUCAGCUCAAACGUGGCACCACUCGCCAAGAGCUCAACAUUUCGUGGCUCAAGAAGAACGAGCUCGAUAUCAAGCGCCACGUCGCCGAGUUGCGCGACUCGAUCCGCACAAACUGGACCGCAACUGGUCAAGAGCUCGGCAAGGACCUUAGACAAUUCUGGCAGCCCAGCAGACCCAACAGCCCCGCCCGUGGCCUCUCGACUCCUGAUCGCCUUGGUUAUAACUUGCGCCAGGGCGCUUCGAGAGGUAGCAACAGCGAUUUUGCUGCCGGCUACACUAUGGGUCUUCUCGGCAGCGUUCGCAGCUGGAUGCAACGCAACCGCAGAACACUUAGCGACGGCAGACCCGAUAGCCCUGAUAGCGGCGAGGACAGCUCUGACUUGCUAAGAAGCCCUGCCGAGCCGGCUAGAGGCCGCCCAGGCCAUGUUCAAGACGAGGUGGACGCCCAGGUUACCCACGAAAUGAACUAG
Molecule: messenger RNA, 1269 nt
Organism: Aureobasidium vineae
Lineage: Eukaryota; Fungi; Ascomycota; Dothideomycetes; Dothideales; Saccotheciaceae
Source: the annotation of a GenBank genome assembly